UAAAUAUAAACAAAUAAACCCCAUUUCUCGAAACCCUACUUUCCAGAGGAGAGAGAGAACGAGAAACCUAAAAAUGGUGAAGAUUAUGAAACCAGGGAAAGCCGUAAUCCUCCUUCAAGGCCGUUACGCCGGGCGCAAGGCCGUGAUCGUGCGCAACUUCGACGAAGGUAACCGCGACCGCCGUUACGGCCACUGCCUCGUCGCCGGCAUCAAUAAGUACCCGAAGAAGGUCAUUCGCAAGGACUCCGCUAAGAAGCAGGCCAAGAAAUCAAGGGUUAAAUGCUUCGUUAAAGUCGUCAAUUACAAUCACAUUAUGCCUACUCGUUACACGCUUGAUGUUGAUCUUAAAGAUGUUGUUUCUGCUGAUGUUCUUCAAUCGAAAGAUAAGAAGGUUACUGCUGCGAAAGAGACUAAGGCAAGGUUUGAAGAAAGGUUUAAGAGUGGAAAGAAUCGUUGGUUUUUCUCCAAACUCAGGUUUUAGAGGAAUAGAGGUUUAAGAAUUGUUUAUUUUCAAUGUUGGAUUUAAGUUUUUGUUUUUCAGAUCGGUUUUGGAUGAAUUUUUGUCACUACAAUUGCUAUGCUAUGAUGAUUUUGUUUAUGGGUAUUUUCGUUGAUUUUGAUGCGUUAUGAACCCAUUUUAUCAAUGCAAUCUUCGAUAUUUUACUUCUCGUAUUUAA
This is a messenger RNA of Chenopodium quinoa (quinoa), 677 nucleotides long. RefSeq names its product 60S ribosomal protein L27-1-like. The transcript has a single exon. The coding region runs from base 74 to 481 and encodes 135 amino acids. The record is from RefSeq and is a predicted model, not a curated record. Gene Ontology annotation, molecular function: structural constituent of ribosome. Gene Ontology annotation, biological process: translation. NCBI's taxonomy places the organism in Eukaryota, Viridiplantae, Streptophyta, Magnoliopsida, Caryophyllales, Amaranthaceae. Gene Ontology annotation, cellular component: ribosome; cytosolic large ribosomal subunit.